AUGUGUUUCCUCUGGCCAUGUCCCAAGUGCUAUAAGAAGGCUAAGAGAAAGUCGAAGAGAAACGCCAAGCCGAAGCAAAAGCCAGCAGCAGAACAAGCGAUUGAACAACACGCAGCAGGCAGCUUGGACAGGCUUUGGAAACAGCAGAAGCCUGUAGCUUUCGAUCCACGGAUAUCCUUUAUCCCCAUCUUAGAGAGAACACCAAAACCAGAAGCAUUAGAAUUUCCACAGUUUAUCCGCAGCAGGAUGGACGACUCGCCGCGAAACUUCUCAGGAUGGCCAAACGCAUUCGCGCGUCAUCCUCGACCGUCCGGACCUCAGCGUCACAACCUCGAGGAAUGCCCCUGUGCGGCAUGCGCCCAUUUCCGCGGAUGGAAGCAACUCAACACGUCGCCAGAACACCGAGCAGACGAAGACGGCAAUGACAGGUUUCCUCCAUCUCCACGGCCACCCAGUUCCAACAUCACCGGUACACGGCCCAAUAUCUCCCCUCCCCGUCGAGCCCCCAACGCAUUCAUGAAGGACACCACACCAGCCCAAGUCCAGCCAAGCUUCAUGUCGCCUGCCGCCGGCACGGCAUACCCCCAAGUCUACGUGUGCCCGCGCUCGUCCCCCCAUCUCAGCUUUCCUGUGUUGGACUAUAGCAGGACGCACGGGGAUCCGUCAUCGACGCCGUGGCCUCACUUGUAUGUGGCUAUUGUGCCGGAAAAUGCUGCUACUCUGGUCGAUUUGGUAGCCACGCUUGCGCCGAAGGGAUCGGGUGUCGAGUUGAGUGCGAGAGCCAUGGGCUCGGGUGAGCUGGUGGAGAUAACAAGGUUUGGCGAUGGUUUGGCUGAGUUGAGAGACAGGAUCAUCCAGCUUGAGGUUUGGGACGAAGAAGCGAUGCGGGAGGAGAAGACUCGGGAGGCGAAAGAGAAGGAGAAGGCAGAGAGGAAGAAGGUUCGAAGAGAGGAGGCGGAGAGGGACGCUCGUUGGGGAUAUGGGCUGCGGCCUCCUCAUGGCUCUGUUGAACUGAGGAGGGGCAAGACUUCGCGAGUGGAGAGGGAUUGGGAUGAAGAAUGGAAAUAUUGA
Pseudomassariella vexata is the source of this 1071-nucleotide messenger RNA. RefSeq lists its product as uncharacterized. The transcript has a single exon. NCBI's taxonomy places the organism in Eukaryota, Fungi, Ascomycota, Sordariomycetes, Amphisphaeriales, Pseudomassariaceae. The record is from RefSeq and is a predicted model, not a curated record. Bases 1 to 1071 code for a protein of 356 amino acids.